UUUGAUACAUUGUGGACUAGUAUUGGAGAUUCGUAUACAAGGCUCAUCCAGCCACUAUUGGUGCGUCAGGUGAGAUCUGAAUUCACCCGGAAGGCUGAGCAUGCAGCAGUUGAAGUGUUUGCCACCAAUCUCAAGAAAUUGCUGCUUACACCUCCUCUUAGGGGCAAGACUGUGUUAGGAAUUGACCCAGGUUUUAGAAAUGGUUGUAAGUUAGGCAUUACCUCACACACUGGCAGUUUACUGGCAACUGAUGUGAUUUAUCCUCCAUUUGAUAGGUAGAUAAACCCUGAUUCAGAUUCCAGUGCAUGUAAACUUAGGGAGCUGCUUGUAAAAUACAAUUGCAAAUUGAUUGCUUUGGGUAAUGGUACAGCAUGUCAUGAAACAGAAGCAUACCUAAGUGACCUGAUUCAGAAUGGUUGGCUUUAUCCUCUGGAUGUGAAGUUCCCUAUUGUGAGUGAACAAGGAGCGAGUAUCUACUCUUGUAGUCCUGUAGCACAGAAGGAAUUUCCAGACACAGAUCCAAUUGUCAUCAGUGCAGUUUCCUUGGCACAAAGAUUGCAGGACCCUCUUGGCGAAUUGGUGAAAGUAGAGCCAAAGCAUUUGGGUGUGGGCAUGUACCAACAUGAUGUGCCUGAGAAGGAGCUGAGUUGUGCACUUGAUGAAGUUGUAGUAGAGUGUGUCAGCUUUGUGGGUGUUGAUGUAAACAUAGCUUCUCAUUGCUUACUCAGGAGAGUAGCUGGCCUGAAUUCUUCAAGAGCUGAAAAGAUAAUUGAAUGGCGUUCAAACAGUGGGCCAUUCAUUAAUCGGCAGCAGUUGAAACAAGUGAAAGGCAUUGGACCAGAAACAGCUGUACUGUAA
Molecule: messenger RNA, 858 nt
Organism: Cryptotermes secundus
Lineage: Eukaryota; Metazoa; Arthropoda; Insecta; Blattodea; Kalotermitidae
Product: S1 RNA-binding domain-containing protein 1-like
Exons: 1
Biological process (GO): translation; nucleobase-containing compound metabolic process
Molecular function (GO): mRNA binding; structural constituent of ribosome
Source: RefSeq, a predicted model, not a curated record